This is a messenger RNA of Penicillium canescens, 7704 nucleotides long. RefSeq lists its product as uncharacterized. The record is from RefSeq and is a predicted model, not a curated record. Lineage: Eukaryota; Fungi; Ascomycota; Eurotiomycetes; Eurotiales; Aspergillaceae. Gene Ontology annotation, molecular function: fatty acid synthase activity; oxidoreductase activity; phosphopantetheine binding. The transcript has 8 exons. The coding region runs from base 1 to 7704 and encodes 2567 amino acids. Gene Ontology annotation, biological process: fatty acid biosynthetic process; secondary metabolite biosynthetic process.
AUGGUUGCCAGAGGGGACUCAUCCGAUGACUCGAUGUCGACUGAGAUCGACGCACCAACCCCAAACAGCGAUAUGGAGCUAUCUCCAAUGCCCAUUGCUAUCAUUGGUAUGGGUUGUCGAUUCCCGGGGGAUGCAACCAACCCAGAGCGAUUAUGGGAUCUUCUUGCCAAUGGUCGUAGUGCAUGGUCGCCUAUCAACCCAGCGAGAUUUCAUGCAGAGGCAUGGUAUCAUCCAGAUCAAGGCCACAUUGGAACAUCAUAUGUGAAAGGAGCGCACUAUUUAAAGGAAGAUGUGACUCACUUUGAUGCGCCGUUCUUCAAUCUUUCGGCAGACGUUGCCAAAACAAUGGACCCUGAGGUACGUUUUCAGCUUGAAACUGUCUAUGAAGCGCUGGAAAAUGCCGGCCUUCCCAUCGAGCAAGUUGCAGGAACCAAUGUGUCCGUCUUUGCCGGCACCUCCUUCCGGGACAACCAUGACAAUCAUAUGCGGGAUCCUACCAGCGUGAAUAACGCAUAUUUUGUCACUGGAAAUGGCGCUGCCAUGGUCGCCAAUCGAAUUUCACAUUUUUACGACCUGAGAGGGCCUAGUGUUAUGGUUGACACAGGCUGUUCGACAUCUUUGACGCUUUUGCAUCUGGCAUGCCAAAGCCUCCGCACAGGGGAGUCAAAGAUGGCAAUUGUGGGAGGCUCGGGUAUUUUGUUAAACCCAGAUAUGUUUAUUGCAGGCACAAAACUAGGAAUUUUUUCAAAAGAAGGUAAAUGCUUUGCCUUCGAUUCCCGCGCUGAUGGGUAUGGUCGUGGGGACGGCAUUGCAAGCAUUGUUCUCAAGCCCUUAGCAGAUGCUGUGCGAGAUGGUGACGCUGUGCGUGCUGUUAUCCGAAACACAGGCAUCAACCAAGAUGGCAGAACCACCACGAUUACGUCGCCAAGCGCAGAUGCACAAAAAGACCUUAUGGAAGCAUGCUAUCAGGCCUGCGGGCUUGAUCCCAUUGACACAGGCUAUGUUGAAGCACAUGGAACCGGAACCCAAACCGGUGAUUUGAUGGAAGCCAUCGCAGUCGGGGAGGUAUUCGGGGUGCAUAGGACAAGUGAGAACCCAAUCUUAAUAGGAUCCGUAAAGACCAAUAUUGGACAUACAGAAGCAACAAGUGGAUUGGCAGGAGUCAUCAAGGUGGUCAUGGCCCUGGAAAAGGGUCUGAUACCGCCGCAUAUAAACUACCAGAAUGCGAAUCCGAAUAUUCCGUUCGAAGACCUAAGGAUCCGGAUUCCGCUUUUACUUGAUGCAUGGCCCUCGCACAGUUUACAUCGGGCCUCUGUCAAUAACUUUGGCUACGGAGGAGCCAAUGCUCAUGCUAUCAUCGAACACCCACAGUAUCUCCUUCCGGAGAACGACAGCGAACUUCUCUCCAAUGAGUCUUCCGUGUUUGGAGACAGACCUCGAGUCUUUGUCUUGAGUGCGAAGGACAAGUACACGGCGGAAAUCAUGCGUGACCAGCACUUCAAUUAUCUGACUACCCUCAAUAACCACAACUCGGAACAUGAUCUUGAUAAAUUGGCAUUCACUUUGGGUGAAAGACGCUCCCGCUUCCCUUGGACACUGGCAUGUGCAGCAAAUUCUUUGGAAGCUCUCGUCGCGUCUCUAGACAAGUCUAAACCACAGACGCAGGCUUCUGUCGUCCCUGUCAGAUCCUCCCGUGUACCUCGCUUAGGAUUUGUGUUUACUGGGCAGGGCGCUCAAUGGUAUGCUAUGGGAAGAGAGCUUAUUGGACUUUAUCCUGUGUUCAAGGAUACCCUCAUUCGUGCCCAGGAAUAUCUAUACGAGCUCGGUGUACCCUGGUCCUUGAUCGAUGAGCUCAUGCGGGACGAGUCCUCCAGCCACGUUAAUGAGGUUGAGUACAGUCUUCCACUCGUCGCGUCUGUUCAAAUGGCUCUGGUUGAUCUCCUCAAAUCUUGGGGUAUUCAUCCCACAGGAGCCACCGGACACUCCAGUGGCGAAGUUAGUGCUGCUUAUGCCGCCGGGUUUAUUGAUCUCAGAUAUGCCCUUGCAAUCGUCUACUAUCGAGGUGAUCUUACUACUCGCCUGGUACAUCUGCUUGAUGAUAGUGGCGGCAUGAUUGCUGUAGGUCUUAGUCGUGAAGACGCGCAAGAGAGGAUCUCAGCCGUCAAGUCAGGCGUAUUGGUCGUGGGAUGUGUUAACAGCCCUGUCAGUGUCACAGUCUCGGGUGAUACCCCUGCUAUUCUCGAGCUUGAGGCUAUGAUUUCACAGGAAAACAUAUUUGCCCGUCGGCUAAAGGUCACUGCUGGAUACCAUUCGCACUUGGUGCAGCCCAUCACCGAGCCCUAUCUGGAGGCCAUGGCUCCCUGGGUGACCCCGACUGCAGAAAAUGGAGAUUCGGUCAUUUAUUCUUCGUCCACAACUGGUCGCCGCAUGAGUCGGACGGAAGACAUUACUGACCCAGCUCAUUGGGUGCGCAACGCUCUCCAACCAGUGGAAUUCGUAUCUUCUCUGCGCCACAUGUGCAUUGAUGAAACCCAGAACAAUGCCUCCUCUGUUGAUGCUCUUAUCGAAGUUGGGCCUCAUGGGGCACUGGGUGGACCUAUCCGCCAGUGCCUCGCAGUGCCCGAGUUGAAAGACCUUAAGAUCUCGUACGCGUCUUGUCUUAUAAGGGGUCAGAGUGCAGUGGAAAGUAUGCAUUCCUUGCUUUGUAAGCUCAUUCAGCAAGGAUACCCUGUGGAUCUGGGUGCUGUCAACUUCCCCCACGGCCGUCCCCAUGGUUUGCAAAUCCUGAGAGAUCUACCUCCAUACCCCUGGAAUCACCAAACAAAAUACUGGUGGGAGUCUCGUUUGAGCAAAUUUGCCCGAGACCGGAAUGUUCCUUCUCAUGAUCUUUUGGGACUCCCAACUGCCGAUUUCUCUCCCUUAACACCGACCUGGCGCCAUAUCAUUCGCCCACGGGAUAUUCCUUGGGUGCGGGAUCAUGUUGUCCAGUCGAGUAUUGUCUACCCUGGUGCGGGAUACAUUUCUAUGGCUGUUGAAGCUCUACGGCAAUCUGUGCAGAUUAAAGCUCAAAUUACUGGGUAUAAGCUCGAAGCUAUUGAUAUUUCCCGUGCGUUAGUGCUGGAAGAUGAUGACGAUGGUGUCGAUGUUCGCAUCUCACUACGACCUUGUGUGGACCGCAUUUACUCUGCUCAAGGCUGGAACGACUUUCAUAUCCAAUCACUGCAUUCUACUGGAAAAUGGAUCCUUCAUUGUGAGGGACGCAUUGCAGCCAUCACACAGGACUCCAAGACCUUCUGUUUGCAUGAUGAGGUGGCGUAUCGGCAUGCCAAUUACUGGGAUGAGAGCAACCUCUGGCCCACUGUGAGAGCCGAUGAGACCUAUCAAGCUCUCAAAGAGAUCGGUUUGAGCUACGGUUCUAUGUUCCAAAACCAAAUCACUACCCAAAAGGGAAUAGGUCGUUCCACAACCAUUAUUCGAGUGUCUGAUACUGUGGCCGUUAUGCCAUGCAACUAUCAGCAAAGUCAUGUUAUCCAUCCGACUACCCUUGAUACAAUUUUCCAAGCUACGUCCCAUACUCUCCCUUCGGCGGGUGUCCAAGGGCGUGACGCAUCAGUCCCAAAGUCUAUCGCUUCUCUGUACAUUUCAGCGGACAUUAGCAGUGAGCCCAAUCAUUUGUUCAAGAUGUGCUCGCGACUAGAUCAGGCUAAGUCGAAUGGCUUUGAAUCCUCUGCGACAGUCUAUAAUGCAGGAAGUUCUCCUACCAGCAACCUCGGGGAGGCUCCUAUUCUCAUCCUGCAAGGCCUUUUCUGUCAGUCUGUGGGAGGGCCAGUCGCUACCAGUCAAUCCAACCUAGAUAAAUGGUGUUUCUCCACUGUUUGGAAACCCGAUGUGGGCAUGCUAAUGGCGUCCGACCUGUCACCUACCCCGGCAUCCGAGCUGAUAGAUGCCAGCAUCUCGGCUAAGAAUUUCCAGACAACUGCACUAACCUACAUGGCUGAGACAGUCCUAUCCCUCGCAUUGGAGGCCACGCCGAAUGUUGAAUUUUCUCAGUAUUUCCAGUGGAUGAAAGAGACCGUGAAGCAAAAUAUGAGGAAGCUCUGGACUGACCGCAUCUUCCAAGAUAGCGCCGAGAACACCCUUGUCUGCCAAAUGGGAAAAAACCUCCCUGGUAUCCUCACAGGAAAAGUCGAUCCGGCAAAACUCAUGCGUGACAUAUACAUGAAAGAGCCACUGAGUGUGAUAAAUUGUGCCCUCCAAGUCCAGCAGACGGUUGAGCUUCUUCUCCACAAGAACCCCAGUGCUCGGUUCCUGGAAAUUGGCGCUGGUCGAGGCGAAUGCACACGCAUUGUUUUGAAGCUACUCGAGAAUUUGCCAAAUAGCGGUGUCUUUUGCGGAAGCUACGACGUCACUGAUCCCUCCGGGGAACAUAUUGACAGCCUUAGGGCUGGAGCGACUGCCGAUCGGGUGGCUUUCCAACGGUAUGAUAUUGACAUAAACCCUACAGAGCAGGGAAUAGAGACAGGCUGUUACGACUUGAUAAUUGCCUCACCUCAGGUAUACAUAGCGCAUAACCUCCAGCAAUCAAUGGCCUAUGUACGAACUCUUUUGAAGCCUGGUGGACGACUUUUUGUGUGGGGACCAGCUCUUGACCGAGUUGAAAUGCGUAUGGUGUAUGAGACGCUUCCGGCUUGGCGAAGAAAUUUUGAGACUGAAGGAGCUUACUUGCUCUCGCAGCAAUGGACCAAGACACUUCAGUGUGCUGGAUUUAAGAGUAUUUCCAUGAAGCAUACAAGUACAGAAAAUAUGGAUUGUCCCUUUUCGAGCAUCACGCUGGCGAUUGCUCCAUUUGAGAAGAUCUCCGAUCCAUCAUACAGACUGGCAAUCGUUUACUCCCGCUCGACCAUCCCCACAAACUGGUUGGAGAAGCUUUCAAAAUCCAUUGCGGAGAGAAUCGGGCCUCUGAACGGGACAGUUCAUGCGCUGAAUGAAAUCAAAGCGUUAAUUGAUCCAUUAACCUUUGUGGUAUUCCUGGGAGAUCUGGAGACUACAUUGCUGGACAAGCCCACCGCAGAAGAGUUUGAAGACCUCAAGUUCUUAUUUUCUCGAUCCUUAGGUGUUUUGUGGGUCUCUCGUGGUGCUCAGAUCGAUUGUCCAAGCCCAUUUGCUAGUCUUCAUCAUGGAGUGUUGCGGACCCUGCGAUGCGAGAACAGCUGGAAGCAGUAUGUCUCUCUGGACCUUGAUCCAAGUGAAUCUCUUUGGAGCACAGAAUCAGCUCAUCACAUCACUCGUGUUCUUUCCGCCACCUUGUCUAAGACAAGCAGCGACUCAAGGCUUUCGGAGCUUGAAUAUGCCGUUCGCUCUGGAGCACUGCAAAUCCCUCGAGUCUAUGAGGACUUUUUGCAAAACAAUCGCUUGGCGACUUCAGUCUCUCGUCAAGUAUCAGAACCCCAAGCUUUCGCGGAGGAAGGGAAGAACCUGAAGCUCGCAUCGACUGUGCCCGGUCAGCUACAAAACUUGACUUUCCUCGAAGACCCUCGCCCCGAUGAGCCCUUGCCAGAAGACUUUGUCGAACUCAGGCCUAUGGCGUAUGGGCUCAACUCCCGAGAUCUGAUGGUAGCUCUUGGUCAAGUACACGAGGAACGUAUGGGUUUCGAAUGCAGUGGCAUUUUGACUCGAGUAGGCCCCAAGGCUACAGCUCGAGGAUUUGAAGUUGGUGAUCGAGUCUAUACCCUCACCCCUGGAUGCUUAGCUACAGCAGUUCGUGUCCAUUGGAAUGCAAUUGCUCGUUUACCGGAUUGGAUGACUUUCGAAGAGGGUGCCUCGCUGGCCAUAGCUCAUUCCACAGCGUACCACAGUCUUUUCGAGCUUGCACAUCUUCAACCCAAGGAGUCUGUCCUCAUUCACUCUGGUAGUGGAGGUAUUGGACAGUCUGCUAUCAUGAUGGCACAGAGUACUGGAGCAGAGAUUUUCGUGACCGUGGGAUCAAUAGAGAAGCGAACGUUCAUAUCGGAAACAUAUGGGAUCCAACCUGAUCACAUUUUCUCUAGUUAUGAUGCGUCUUUUGUCGAUAAGAUCAUGGCCUAUACCGCUGGAAGAGGAGUCGAUGUCAUCCUCAAUUCUCUGGCUGGUCCUCUCCUCCGUGCUACAUUGUGUUGUAUUGCUCGUUUCGGACGUUUCAUCGAGAUCGGAAAGCGAGAUAUUGAAGAGGAUAACAGUAUCUCUUUGGCACCAUUUGCACGCUGUGUAUCAUUUUUCUCAGUUGAUUUGUGGACUAUGUAUGAUCACCGCCCUGAUCAGUUCUAUGGCCUUCUUCACAAGGUUGCGGCGAUUGUCGACCAGCGAAAGAUUAUACCCGUCAGUCCCAUAGUUGCUUAUUCUAUCGCAGACUUGGAGUCGGCGUUCUGUGCCAUGCAGAAGGGGAAACAUAUGGGAAAGAUUGUUCUCCGUCCUGCCGAAGGAGACAUUGUGAAGGUCUUACCAUCAGCUAAAACUCUGUCACUGUCACCUGAGGGCAGCUACCUUAUUGUCGGGGGCUUGGGUGGCAUUGGAAAAUUGCUUGCACAAGCCUUAGUGAACAGAGGCGCGCGCCAUAUUAUUCUUAUGUCUCGUUCAGCGGGCUCUCCUUCGCUUGAAAACCAACUGUUUGUGGAAAGCCUGCGGUCAGAUCGCGUAAAUGUGGUUUUGAAGAGCUGCGAUGUCGCAAACAGGAGUAAACUGAUCGAGGUUCUUACGGAAUGUGCCAGCUUACUGCCAAAAAUCAAGGGUGUCAUUCAGGGAGCUAUGGUGCUCAGGGAUUCAAUCUUUGAGAAGAUGUCUUACGCAGACUACACCACUGUCGUCCAAAGCAAGGUACAGGGUAGUUGGAAUCUGCAUGAACUCAUUCCCUCUUCGUCGCUAGAAUUCUUCAUCAUGCUCUCCAGCCUCAGCGGCAUUGCAGGCAACACUGGCCAGGCCAACUAUGCCGCCGGUGGUACCUUCCAAGAUGCACUAGCCCGUCAUCGAGCGGCUCUCGGUCUCCCAGGCGUCUCUAUUGACCUAGGAAUGGUAAAGUCUGUUGGUGUUCUUGCUGAAACAAAGAAUGCUACCUUGGCCAGUCACCUAGAAAAGACAGGAACCAGAGUCAUUGACGAAAAUAUGGUAAUCCGACUUGUUGAGUCGGCUAUUCAAAAUCCCCGUCGGAGUCCCGAGUCCAGUCAAAUCAUCACGUCCAUUCCGCCAGAGUUCACCCGCUCCGCAUCAGCGGCAUUUUGGAAUUGCGAUAUUCGCUUUUUGCCGCUGGAACGCGUGGAUGGGGUAGCUGCGGCAUCAGAUCGUGGUAUUGGAGCAGCAGUUGGUACAGUGGUACAUACUAGAUCCCUACUCGCAGAAGCUCAGACAGCUGCUGAGGCGCGGAGCAUUAUCAACGAUGUACUGGUGAGGAGGUUGGCCAAGGAAUUUGGGCGUCCUGAAACUGAGAUCGAUCCCUCAAUGGCUCUGACAGAUAUUGGCGUUGAUUCUCUUAUUGCUGUCGAGUUACGCAACUGGAUUGUGACCACCUUGGAUGCUGAGUGUUCAAUUUUUGAUGUUAUGCAAAGCUCUUCGCUGACUCUUUUGGUGGACAAACUGGUCGGGAAGAGUCGCUUGGUGCAUGGGGGAAUAAACAAGAAUGGAAAUGGUGCGGAUAAGAUUACUGGAUCAGACUCAGAUACCAAGGGGAACUUGUAA